Molecule: messenger RNA, 1961 nt
Organism: Rhododendron vialii
Lineage: Eukaryota; Viridiplantae; Streptophyta; Magnoliopsida; Ericales; Ericaceae
Product: ureide permease 1-like
Exons: 8
Coding region: 338-1561 (407 amino acids)
Biological process (GO): nitrogen compound transport
Cellular component (GO): membrane
Molecular function (GO): uracil:monoatomic cation symporter activity; allantoin:proton symporter activity
Source: RefSeq, a predicted model, not a curated record
AAAUGGAAUCUCCAGUCAAGAUCCCCAGAUCAGCACACCAUUUUAAAACGAUUCGUUUUGCUGUUUCAACGGCUCGUGCGUUGAAAAAUCAGAAAGCUAUCCUCAACAUGUGCUACAUUCUUCUCCAACGUCUCUCUCUCUCUCUCUCUCUCUCUCUCUCUCUCUUGUGACAUUGCUUGCACUUCUGGGCCUCUCUCUCAACGUACUCUGCAAUUUGUACAAGUAUCAGUUUGUAAUUGCAUUACUCGUGCAAGGAUUCCAAAACAUCUGGAGUUUCUCAGGCGUUACUUGAUUGACAACGCUUCCAUUUGAGAGGAUUUUGUCUAGUGGAUUCAAGAUGUAUUUGGUGGAGAGCAAGGGAGGUGCUAUAGGAUGUAUGAUACUUUCCCUCUUCUUCUUGGGCACAUGGCCUGCUAUAAUGACACUCCUAGAAAGGCGAGGUCGUCUUCCUCAACACACUUAUCUUGAUUACACAAUGACUAACCUCUUGGCUGCUGUAAUUAUUGCCUUCACCUUUGGUGAAAUUGGCAAGAGCUCAUCUGAACAACCGAAUUUCCUAAUUCAACUUUCUCAGGACAAUUGGCCAAGUGUUUUGUUUGCAAUGGCUGGUGGGGUGGUCCUCAGCAUAGGAAACCUAUCCACACAAUAUGCUUGGGCCUUUGUUGGUUUAUCAGUGGUCGAGGUUGUCACUUCAAGCAUAACUGUUGUUAUAGGAACCACCUUGAACUACUUCUUAGAUGACAAAAUCAAUAAAGCCGAAAUUCUCUUCCCUGGUGUGGCAUGCUUCUUGAUUGCAGUUUGCCUUGGUUCUGCUGUUCAUACAUCCAAUGCGAUUGAUAAUAGAACAAAGCUUAGUACUUUGUCAAACGAUUACGGAACUGAGCAAGGGGGUACAGAUAUUUCAGUGUCCAAAGAACCAAAUUCAAACAUAGUGGGAACAAAGGAUCUGGAGAAUGGAAGUAGAGCUUCGGAGAAGGCAAAAGCUGGUACUGCAGCCUUCCUUGUAGAGCUUGAAAAUAGAAGAUCAAUUAAGGUAUUUGGAAAGAGCACUAUGAUCGGAUUGACCAUAACUUUCUUUGCGGGAGUUUGUUUCUCUCUCUUCUCACCUGCAUUCAACCUCGCAACAAACGAUCAAUGGCACACCCUGAAAGAUGGUGUCCCUCAUUUGAAUGUCUACACAUCUUUUUUCUACUUCUCAGCCUCUUGUUUUGUGAUUGCCAUUGUUUUGAAUAUUAGUUUCCUGUACUAUCCUGUAUUGAACACACCAAAAUCAUCACUGAGGGCUUAUCUGUCGGACUGGGACGGCAGAGGUUGGGCGUUUCUGGCCGGAAUUCUUUGCGGGUUCGGAAACGGUCUUCAGUUUAUGGGAGGUCAAGCUGCAGGAUAUGCUGCAGCUGAUGCUGUUCAGGCGCUUCCGCUUGUGAGCACGUUUUGGGGUAUACUUGUGUUUGGCGAGUACAGGAAAUCGUCGAGAAGAACAUAUAUACUGCUUGGAGGCAUGUUGUCCAUGUUUAUUGCAGCUGUUGGCAUUUUAAUGGGGUCGUCUGGACAUCGGAAAUGAGCAAGCAGCUGCUUCAACUUCUGGGUUGUGGUGUGGUGGAAAGCAUUAGAAUCUGCAUUUCGUUCAUACGCAGUACAUAAUUUGUUUUAGGGGAUUCUUACACUAUACUUGCAAAAUAUUUGUGAUCAAUGGAAGGAAGAAAGUAAAGAACAAGUGGAGGAGGAAAAAGGGUGAAAAUGUGUAUUGAAAAGGAAAAUACAAGUGAAACUGGCCAUGACUGCUUCAGUGCUAUUGUUUCUUUAAGUGUCUAUUCUAGUUUGUAUCCUUGCCAAAAAUGGGGAAGUGGGGAAGCAAAAAAACACAGUGGGCAUGCUUCCUUUCUAUUUCCUUUGUUUCUUACAACGAAUUCUGUUUUUUUGGGAAUGCUUUGGAAAGGAUAGAUUUGAUUGAUGAUUGAUUA